AUGGCUAUGGCGACAUCAGACACCCAUGUUAAACGAGCUUCCUCAUCUCUUGAGCAGAAAAAUCCGAAGCGGGUAAAGCGUCACUAUCACCACCAUCAUCGCUUACAGGAGCCCGUCGUUCUCCCAUCCUCGUCCGAGCCAGUCGUGCAGGAUGACACCCAACUCGACCAAUUGAUGAAUCGUGCAGUGGGCCAGACUUUGAAGGACUCUGGGUUUGAGCUGGCCGAUCCAACUGCACUGUCAAGUCUCUGCAGUGCUACUGAGGAGUACAUGUUACGACUUUCCACAUUUAUUCGUCAGUCCAUGCUAUCUGCGCGACGCGUCCAACCAAUUCCACAAGACUUUGACCACGCUCUAAAGCGUCUCCGUCUCAAUCCUGAUGAUCUUCUCCCUCAUCUCAAACCAGCGUCAAACAAACCUACGCCGACACUAUUACCAUCUCCUCCUCCAGAGAACGAAAUAUCAAAAUCUCUCCCAUUUCUCACGGCACUGAGUAGUGAAGACGACCGUGCAAAUCGUCCCUACAUCCCAAAACAUUUCCCGAGCUUCCCUAGCAAACACACUUACUCCGCCACCGCUGUCUUUAUUGGACGAGACAACGACCCGCGCAAGAUUAGAGAACGCGCGGCAGAGGAUGGACGGCAUGGCGAGGAAGCUUUGCGCAAAUUAGCGAGUGCUGCAUUCCGCGAUAACCAGACGGGCUCGACUGGCCGCGACAAGAAACUCUGGGGUCGGAGAAUGGACAGCAUGGAAAGCAUGUUUGAAAAGACGAUCAAGGGAAUAUCCAAAAAGCAAAGCAAGGAUACUACCAGCUCAGCCAUGGAAAUCAAUCCGGGUGAUGUCGACAAGUCCCGGCUCAAGCUCUCGUGGAAUAUGGAGCUGGGCCCUAUUGUCAACUGUGAGCGAGACCUCUGGCGCCGGACCAGCUCGGAUGUACGACGAGGAGAGGAGAAGAUUUCAAAGCCUCCAGCAAAUGUUGAUCCAGCGGACGUCAUGACUGACAUGUAA
This is a messenger RNA of Penicillium coprophilum, 1008 nucleotides long. Its product is annotated as TBP-associated factor 8 family protein. The transcript is spliced from 2 exons. The record is from RefSeq and is a predicted model, not a curated record. Lineage: Eukaryota; Fungi; Ascomycota; Eurotiomycetes; Eurotiales; Aspergillaceae. Gene Ontology annotation, molecular function: protein heterodimerization activity. Gene Ontology annotation, biological process: transcription initiation at RNA polymerase II promoter. The coding region runs from base 1 to 1008 and encodes 335 amino acids. Gene Ontology annotation, cellular component: transcription factor TFIID complex.